AUGAUACAGGGAAAUGAAGCUGUUCAACAUCGACGCAAUAAACCCAAGUUACCUGAGAUCAAGCUCCCAAGUUUCAAUGGAGAAUAUACAAAAUGGUUGUUUUUUAAGAACAGCUUUGAAACUACCAUACAUCAAGACAACGAUUUGUCGGUCAUGCAGAAACACCAAUAUCUCGUUGGAGUAUUGGAAGGAGAGGCAAGAAAGGGCGUCGAGGGAUUCACGAUCAGUAAUGAAAAUUAUGAGAACGCGUGGCAGUUACUUAAAGAUACGUAUGAUAAUCAAACGAUGAUAAUUGGAACUCAUUUGAAUGAACUUUUGGAUGUUCCAGUGAUUUCAAAGGAUAAUAAGGCGGAUUCAUUAAGACAAAUGAUAUGGCAUAUUAAGACACAUAUCGCAUCAUUAAAGGCACUGUCACAACCAGUAGAAUAUUGGGAUACCAUUGUUAUUCACGUCGCCAAGAAGAAGCUCGAUUUUAUAGAGCAACGAGAUUAG
This is a messenger RNA of Ooceraea biroi (clonal raider ant), 492 nucleotides long. RefSeq lists its product as uncharacterized. The record is from RefSeq and is a predicted model, not a curated record. Lineage: Eukaryota; Metazoa; Arthropoda; Insecta; Hymenoptera; Formicidae.